Myxocyprinus asiaticus (Chinese sucker) is the source of this 6066-nucleotide messenger RNA. Its product is annotated as SLAM family member 5-like. The record is from RefSeq and is a predicted model, not a curated record. The transcript has 7 exons. Bases 157 to 1104 code for a protein of 315 amino acids. NCBI's taxonomy places the organism in Eukaryota, Metazoa, Chordata, Actinopteri, Cypriniformes, Catostomidae.
AACAUACUGUAGUGUGUCAGGUGAGACAUUCCUGCCAAAGCAAAUAGUCACUGGAUUUGUCGGUCUGACCAUUUUUUCACUGUCAGACAGUCAGUGUAGAUUCUCAUUUCUGGCUACCCGUACAACAGUAAAGGAAAACCCACAGCAGAGAAACAAAUGAAACAGGAUUAUUUUGAAAUGAAAAUCUGUUUUAUUGUUGGCACUCUAUCACUUGUAUGUGGAACGAUGGGUGCCGGUAGGCCUAAACAUGAAAUGAAGUCAGUGGAGGGAGAUUCUGUCACUCUACACACUGAACUUACUGUAAUACAGAGAGACGAUCAGAUACUGUGGAUGUUUGGACCUAAUGAGACUCAAAUAGCUCUAAUCCAUAAGCAGAACAUUGAUAUGUUUGAUAUUAAUGAGACAUUUGGAGACAAACUGCAGCUGGAUUAUCAGACUGGAUCUCUCAUCAUCAGAAACAUCACAAUCAAACACUCUGGACUUUAUAAACUACUGAUCAUCAGUAACAGAGGAACUUCAUACAAGAGAUUCAGUGUUACUGUAUACGCUCAUCUGCCUGUUCCUGUCAUUAUCAAUAACUCUUCACACUGUUCAUCAUCAUCAUCAUCAUCAUCAUCAUCAUCAGAAAGAUCAUCGAGCCCAAAAUGUGUCUUUCAAUGUUCAGUGGUGAAUGUGACACAGGUGACUCUCUCCUGGUACAAAGGAAACAGUUUAAUCUCCUCCAUCAGUGUGUCUGAUCUCAACAGCAGUCUCUCUCUACCUCUGGAGGUGGAAUAUCAGGAGAACAACACCUACAGCUGUGUGGUGUCCAAUCCCAUCAGAAACCAGACUAAACAUCUCAACAUUACUGAAGUCUGUCAGACGUGUCCAGAAACAAGCCUGAAUUCAUAUUUAAUACCACUGAUAAUUGUUGCUGUUGUGUUUUUUGUUGUGCUGCUGGUCAUAAUUGGAGGUGUGAUGAUUUGUCAGUACAUGAGCGGUAAAAAACGGUUCGAUGACUCUCCCCAGUCAUGUACACCCCUUGUGUCUGUGCUUUACUGUCCAUCCCAGAACCACAGGGCCAGAGUACCAGAACUAGAUUCCUUGUCGUCCACUGAGCCAUAGUCCAGGUUUGCCAAAUCCAUCACCCCAGCAGAGUCCUGAUUCACCAUAUCUACCAUCUGUGGUCCACACCAUACAUUUGACAUGGGCUUUUUUCUGAACAGCCCAUGUCGGAAGUUUGGUGUGGAAAGGUGAGGUGUGGAAAUGAAGGUAAGGUCUUGAAAACCCCCAUGUACAAAGUAUGGCCGGCCAAACGACCAUGUAUAAAAUAUUAUCUGAAAAAUGCCCACAUUCGGAGUAUAGCCGGGAAAACACCCACACUCAAAAUAUAAUCUGGAAAAUGCCCACGUACAAAGUAUGGUCGGGAAAUGCCAACACUCAAAAUGUGACCUGGAAAACGCUCACGUACAAAUUAUGGUCGGGAAAACGGCCACGUAUAAAGUAUGGUCGGGAAAACAGCAACACUCAGAAUGUGACCUGGAAAAUGCCCACGUAGAAAGUAUGGUCGGGAAAACGCUCACGUACAAAGUAUGGUCGGGAAAUGCCAACACUCAAAAUGUGACCUGGAAAACGCCCAUGUACAAAUUAUGGUCGGGAAAACGCUCACGUACAAAGUAUGGUCGGGAAAACAGCAACACUCAGAAUGUGACCUGGACAACGCCCACGUAGAAAGUAUGGUCGGGAAAACGCUCACGUACAAAGUAUGGUCGGGAAAACGCUCACGUACAAAGUAUGGUCGGGAAAACGCUCACGUACAAAGUAUGGUCGGGAAAACGCUCACGUACAAAGUAUGGUCAUGAAGACAUUCAUGUGCUUGUUGUAGUUGUAUGUUGUAGUUGUAUUGUAUAUUGUACUUAAUUUCUGAAUAAAAUAAUCAAACCUCAUAAUGUGUUCAUUCAAUGUACAAAAAGCCGUAGACAAAUACUUUAUAGAGACAGAUAUAUUUUUAUUUAAACCAUUUAGAACAGUGGUUCCUAAACUUUUUCAGUCAAGCCCCCUUUACUAAUCGAAAAAUGUUUAGCCCCCCCCCCCCCCCCCAAAUCCAUUCACACCUUUCAUAGUAAAAUGAGUUGUAAUUGUUGCAUAGUCAUACAAAAAGCAAUUUAUUGUCUCUGCAAACAAGAAUACAAAAGAUAAAACUAAAGUUGAUGUCAAUUUGUUCAAAUGUAAUUGUAACUAAUUACUAAUAACUGAUUUUGAAAGAGUUAAAAAUGUGCUGCACAUUAAAAAUGUUCCUGGGUAAAAAAUUAUCUUCGGUGGUGGCUGACAUACAUGGUCAUCACAUGCGUGAUGCAGUUUUUUGUUUUUUUACAUAAUUGCAAUUCAUAUUUAAGAUAUGUAGUUGUAUAUAUUGGAGCACUUGACAGUGAGGACAGUGAGGUCAGGAACUGAUGUUGGUUGAUGGGGCCUGACUUACAGUUGCUGUUCUAGUUCAUCCUACCGUCUCCCUGCGCCUCCCCUGCAGUGCCCUUUGGGAGGCGUGCCUCAGAAUUUGGGAACUACUGAUUUUGAAGAUAUAAUAGGGAAUUUCACAUAUUUCCACAUAGCUUGUAACCCAGCAUCUGAACGCAGGAGACCGUAAAUGCAAAAUCAUGCACAAAAAAAAAAAAAAGGGUUUUGAUGCAUUCAAAAGCUCUGACCAGCGAAUUUGUUACAUGAUAAGACGUAUGACCAAUAGAAUAUCAAAUAGCCUCAAAUUCACCUCAUGGCUCAAUACAAAUAGAUAAUUCAAAGCUUUUGAUUUUGUGGGAAAGUGGAGUAGAUUUUGAAUACAACAUUAUUUGAUAUAUAUAUAUAUAUAUAUACAGUGAAUAUAAAUAGGAGAGCAUGAAUUCAAAUCCUUCAUUUCAGUGAUCGAAAUAAUUUUGCAUGCUCAAAGUCUAGUUUGACCGCUAUUAAUUAAAAGCGGGAGGUGCCCGACCACGCAAUGCAAUGCCGUACCACGAUUACGCCACUCUUGGCAUGUGCACCUUGUACCUGUCUGGAUGUGUCAAGCAUAAAUCAGGCUUGGCAGCCAUGAACCCAACAAAGUUGUUGUUCUUUCAUUCUUGUUUGCCCUGUUCUUUAUCAGGCAUUAUAUACUGUAUUUCUCGACCAACAAUGGUGAGCUCAUUCCGUCAAAGUGUAUUCAGUGAUAUCACAAAUUACUUUUUUCAAAGUCUAGUCAUGUUUUGAGUUUCAAUGUAAAGAAAACUACCAUUAGUUUCACAAUUUAUUCUUAUCUUCUGCAGAUGGCUAUCCUGUCAAGUGCUACAUCACCUGGGAUUUUUUCUUUUUCUUUUUUUUUUUUUCUUUUUUUCUUCUUUUUUUACAGGAUUCUUAUGAAUUGAACCCGAGGAUUGACUGUGUCCAAAGAAAAUGUUGUAGAACACAGAUCAGAUCAGGUGAAAUUUGGAAGCGCGUUCCACCACAGAGGAGCAGAGAGAGUGAUGGUUCUAGAAAGUGACUUUGUAUCUCAUUGUGAAGGAGCCACCAGGUACUGACCACAUGGGCUGACCACAGAGGACAGGAGGGGACAUAGACCUGAAGAAGAGUCCCAGCAGAAGUCCUGUCUUGAACUCGAGGUGGAAAGCUACAGGAAAAGUUCAACCCAACAACUGAGGUGAAUCUUCAAAGGCAGUUACUGACAGAUACUAUGACAUGGUCAAGACAGUCCAGUUUUAUCACGGACUUGCAACAAAGUUCAUGAUACUCUUUUGAUAUCAUGGUUAAUCUUUCUGGCUGACUGGAGAAAGAGCUGAUUCAUCUCAACCACAGCUUCAGAAAACAACAUUAGCUUCUACUGCCUGCAAAUGUCAAGCUAAGAUCUUGUCUAGUCUUGUUCUGUCUUAGUAAGAUCAAAUUCUUGAUUUGAACUGAGUACUUAAGAUUGUAGCAUACCUGCAUUAUAACUCAAGUUUAAUGAAACAUGUUAAUUAUUUCAGUAUAAUUCAUGUUUUACCAGUAUUAACUGUGCGUCAUUGUGAAUAGAAAUAUUUGUGUGUACUUUUUUUAUUAUUUAUCAUUUACUAUUUAUUAUUUACCAACUACCUCAUUUUCAUCCUGACAAGCCUCAAGUGAAAAUUGUUAUGGCUGCUUUGUGUUACUGUAUUGUUUUUAUUAUAUCAGGUUCAGUAUAUUCUGAGGAAUUCAUAUUUCACGCUUAUUAUCCAUUUAAAUGGAUUUAACAAGCACUAUAAAGGAGUUCACAGUGUAAUGCCACUCGUGUACAAAUAAGCUAGUUAGCUAACUAGUUUGCCCUGUUAACAGGACAUUUUCCAAGUGUUCAGACAUGAGCGUAUUUUCACAUAUUAUAAACGAUAUAUUAUAAAUAUUUUGUCAGUAUUAUGAAUUCUGUAUGGCUGGAAUACACCUGGUCAAUAUAACCUUUGUGUAUGUUUGCACAUUUUGUAUUCAUUUCUUUUAAACAUGUGCCAGCCCGAGGAGGAGGGCUUCCCCAGCUGAGUCUUGGUUCCUCCCAAGGUUUCUUCCUCUUUUACAUCUUAGGGAGUUUUUCCUUGCCACUGUCGCCUUUGGCUUGCUCACUGGGGGCAUUUGUAAGGCACUUGUUUUUGUAAAGCUGUUUUGAAACAAUAUACACUGGGGCCAAAAGUUUGGAAUUAUGUACAGAUUUUGCUGUUUCGGAAGGAAAUUGGUACUUUAAUUCACCAAAGUGGCAUUCAACUGAUCACAAAGUAUAGUCAGGACAUUACUGAUGUAAAAAACAGCACCAUCACUAUUUGAAAAAAGUCAUUUUUGAUCAAAUCUAGACAGCAGCCAUCACUCCAACACCUUACCCUUGAGUAAUCAUGCUAAAUUGCUAAUUUAGUACUAGAAUUUUUUUUAUAAUUGCCAUUAUAUCAAAAACAGUUGAAAGCUAUUUGGUUUGUUAAAUUAUGCUUAACAUUGUUUUUGUGUUUGUUUUUGAGUUGCUACAGUAUAAAAUAGACUGGCAUGCAGGGCCGUUUCUAGGCAUGGGCGAACAAGGCGUUCGCCUAGGGUGCCACCUGCUGGGGGUGGGUUAAGAGGAGGGUGCCACCUCCUGGAGGGGCACCAAUGGGGAUCUCACCUAGGGCGCCAGAAUGGUCAGAAACGGCCCUGCUGGCAUGUCUUAAGGUCAAUAUUAGGUCAAAAAUGGCAAAAAAGAAACAGCUUUCUCUCGAAACUCGUCAGUCAAUCAUUAUUUUGAGGAAUGAAGGCUAUACAGUGCUUGAAAUUGCACAAAAAAACUGAAGAUUUCAUACAAAGGUGUACACUACAGUCUUCAAAGACAAAGGACAACUGGCUCUAACAAGGACAGAAAGAGAUGUGGAAGACCAGAUGUACAACUAAUCAAGAGGAUAAGUACAUCAGAGUCUCUAGUUUGAGAAAUAGACACCUCACAUGUCCUCAGCUGACAGCUUCAUUGAAUUCUACCCGUUCAACACCAGUUUCAUGUACAACAGUAAAGAGAAGACUCAGGGGUGCAGGCCUUAUGGGAAGAAUUGCAAAGAAAAAGACACUUUUGAAACAGAAAAACAAAAAGAAAAGGUUAGAGUGGGUGAAGAAACACAGACAUUGGACAACAGAUAAUUGGAAAAGAGUGUUCUGGAUCUUAACCCCAUUGAGCUUUUGUGGGAUCAGCUAGACUGUAAGGUGCGUGAGAAGUGCCCGACAAGACAGUCGCAUCUAUGGCAAGUGCUACAGGAAGUGUGGGGUGAAAUGUCACCUGAGUAUCUGGACAAACUGACAGCUAGAAUACCAAGGAUCUGCAAAGCUGUCAUUGCUGCAUGUGGAGGAUUUUUUGAUGAGAACUCUUUGAAAUAGUUUAAGAAGUUCUGAAUGUUUUUUUCAAAUUGUAAUAGUAAUUUUUCACGUUAUUAAUGUCCUGACUAUACAUUGUGAUCAGCUGAAUGCCACUUUGGUGAAUAAAAGUACCAAUUUCUUUCCAUAAGAGCAAAAUCUGUACAUUAUUCCAAACUUUUGGCCGCCAGUGUAUAUUGUCAAAAGUGUUAUGAAAUUGCACUGAACUGAAAAUGUAAAUAAAUAUGUGAUAUUUUUAAUGUA